GUCGUGUUGAGGCACAACAAAUAUUGACGAAAAUCUUUCCUGACGUGCGCUGUGUUAAGCCUGAUAAACGCAUUUGCUACUGCUCGUUGUCGAAGUGGACGCAGUUUCGGACGCUAAUCAUUAGAGAAGAGUUCUUGUGGCGCGACCCAAACCAUUAUUGUAACCUUCGACAUUGCACGUUGAUUGAGGAACUGAUUGCACCUGAUAUCUACAUUAUGAGCCAUUCAUUGGAUGGAUUCAUGCCCUUGCCCAAGCUGCGGACCAUUACUAUUUGUGUGUCCCACAGAUAUAUAAACACGCCGCUUAACGCUCUGAAGGGUAUAGACAAAUACGGCGGUACUAAAGGCAAUACAGACAACAUACGCGGUUUGAUGCUAGACGGAGUUUGGUGCACAUAUUCCGAUCUAUGCGGUGUGGUUAUAUCUUUAAGAAACCUUGUGCGGCUGAAUCUCGACCGCUGGAGCUGCUUAAAUGAGAAACGCCUCUGGGAAAAUUGUAGCCAAAAGCCCAUCGCUGGAGAUCCUGGAUAUAACAAGGAUGAAUCUUGGAAUGGACUUUUUUUCAUCAAACCGACGUCUUAAGUGGAACGUCAUGCACUAUCGCCGUGCUCCUUUGACAGUCUUCUACGCUUAUACUGACCAAGAGCUGAUCCGUCGUUACUUUACGCAUCCUCGAGUGCAACUUAUACCGGAUCACAAAAUACAAAAACCCCUUCUUGGAUUCAUUAUACAAUUGGAAUUAACUCCUUUGGAUGAAGAAUUAAUUCCAAUCGAAUAAUAUAUGCAAUUGAAUGCAUUUUGGGAGUGAAGUUUGUACCCAACAUUUAAAGCGCUUCUUAAGUUUUUACUAUAUAUAUAUCUGUA
This is a messenger RNA of Drosophila sulfurigaster albostrigata, 863 nucleotides long. RefSeq lists its product as uncharacterized. The transcript is spliced from 2 exons. NCBI's taxonomy places the organism in Eukaryota, Metazoa, Arthropoda, Insecta, Diptera, Drosophilidae. Bases 472 to 777 code for a protein of 101 amino acids. The record is from RefSeq and is a predicted model, not a curated record.